Messenger RNA from Telopea speciosissima, 710 nucleotides. RefSeq names its product probable nucleoside diphosphate kinase 5. Bases 34 to 570 code for a protein of 178 amino acids. Lineage: Eukaryota; Viridiplantae; Streptophyta; Magnoliopsida; Proteales; Proteaceae. The transcript is spliced from 5 exons. Gene Ontology annotation, molecular function: nucleoside diphosphate kinase activity. The record is from RefSeq and is a predicted model, not a curated record. Gene Ontology annotation, biological process: GTP biosynthetic process; CTP biosynthetic process; UTP biosynthetic process.
GUUUUGCCGCCCUUCAUCCGUUCACUUUCAGAUAUGGGUGGAACUGGAAGUCUGGUCAUCUUCUUACUGUGUUUGAUGUUUCUGCUUGGCAGAUCUCCAAGCUUUGCCAGUACAGAGAAAGAGAAGACAUUGGCGAUGAUAAAGCCAGAUGGUUUUUCUGGAAACUAUACAGCCGAGAUAAAGAGGGUUAUCCUGAAGUCCGGUUUCAACAUCCUUAACGAGAAGAUAGUUCAUCUUGACGAGGAGAAUGUCACAGUAUUUUAUGCUGAGCACUCUAAAAGGACUUUCUUUCCUAACCUUGUCAAAUACAUGACAAGUGGUCCAGUGGUUGUUAUGGUUUUGGAGAAGGUGGGCGCUAUUUCUGAUUGGCGUGCUUUGAUUGGGCCAACUGAUGCGCAAAAAGCUAAGAUUACACACCCAGACAGCAUCAGAGCCCUCUGUGGGUUGAAUUCCGAAAGAAACUGUGUUCAUGGUUCAGAUUCUCCUCACUCUGCCACAAGGGAGAUUUCAUUUUUCUUUGGGGAGAUGUUCUCAUCAGGAGAAAGUAUUGCAAAUCAUGAUGAACUAUAGCAGGUAUUAUUGAAUUCAAACUACCAGAUUACCAUCUACAGCUCUCUCAAAAACUCAAUUUUGCUCUGUUGCACUGCUUAAACCUCUAGCUGUACCUGCCACAGAUGAAUGUAUUCAUCUUAUAUAGAGUUGAUGUACUU